AACUCUGACCAAAACCAGGCAAUGACCAACGCAGACCAAGACCAGGCAACGACCAACACUGACCAAGACCAGGCAACGACCAACACUGACCAAGACCAGGCAACGACCAACGCUGACCAAAACGAAGCAACAACCAACGCAGACCAAGACGAGGCAACGACCAACGCUGACCAAGACGAGGCAACAACCAACGCUGACCAAGACCAGGCAACGACCAACGCAGACCAAGACCAGGCAACGACCAAUGCUGACCAAGACCAGGCAAUGACCAACGCUGACCAAAACGAGGCAACAACCAACACUGACCAAGACCAGGCAACGACCAACGCAGACCAAGACCAGGCAACGACCAANGCUGACCAAGACCAGGCAACAACCAACGCUGACCAAAACGAGGCAACAACCAACACUGACCAAGACCAGGCAACGACCAACGCAGACCAAGACCCGGCAACGACCAACGCUGACCAAGACGAGGCAAUGACAAACGCUGACCAAGACGAGGCAACGACCAACGCAGACCAAGACGAGGCAACGACCAACGCAAACCAAGAAAGAGCAGUAUUAGUAGAUAGUUAAUGGAAAUAUACAUCGUUAAUCAUUCACUCAGAUUUGAUGUUUUGGGUCUAACAUACCUAAAUUUUGUAACAUGACUCUUUGUCUGCUGUAAAUACCUCAUUUUCUUCAUAGUCUUUGUUUUAAUAUUUUAUACUCAGAGGAUGCUACAACAACAUUUCACUGCUGUACCACCGUCUUUAACAUGGCUUCCACAGUGACAAUGAAGAAUUAUUCUAUUCUAUUGUUUUCUUCAAUGUUUUACACUUUGUUUGGCUCUGAAGGCCAAGGUUCAUGACUUUCAAGACAAGAAUUAUGUUCUUGCAAAUGUAUGACUCAGUGGCAUGAAAAACAAUAGCGUUCUAGUAAUAGCUUCUCAGCUCCUCUUGUUGAACUUUGAUCUUAUGAUUCUGCAAUGACAGUGUCCAUGAAUUCAUGCAGGAGUCUUGUCAUGAGAAGAUGUUCAUUAUAAAUGAAGCCCUGGAGGUUAAACUAUAUAGAGUCCUCUGUUCAAAAUGGCAAAACAUAAAAAUAAAUCUGUAAAAUUCACACUAGAGGUCACCAGGAUUACGUCGUCACCAGAACCACAUCACAUGUGGUUGGAUAAGCAUGUCUUCCUUAACUUGACCAAUAGAUAAGCACAUGGUUGAUUAUUUUGGAUUGUUAUGUAUUGGUUUAGAAAAAUACUCACAAAGUAUUACUGGUCUGAUAAACAGACGACUUCAUCCUUGUUUGCUCAACAUUUUUUCUGUAAAACAAAAAAGAAUAAAUUUUGUGAGACCAAAA
Molecule: messenger RNA, 1341 nt
Organism: Stegastes partitus (bicolor damselfish)
Lineage: Eukaryota; Metazoa; Chordata; Actinopteri; Pomacentridae
Product: cell wall protein IFF6-like
Exons: 2
Coding region: 22-579 (185 amino acids)
Cellular component (GO): cytosol; plasma membrane
Molecular function (GO): lipid binding
Source: RefSeq, a predicted model, not a curated record